AAUGUGUGCCGUGUCCUCUCCCGGGCUUUUACGACUCCCUGCUUGUAUCCAUGGUUGCGAAUAUGGCGUCAUCGAAGCGUCCAUCCUAGAUCCUGCAGCAGCUUUGAAAAUGUUAUGUCUUUCUUUGCUGUUUUUGUGCAGCACAGAGUUUUAUUUUGUGCUUCUGAUCGGAGAAGUGUCUGGAGCAGUUUUCUAUCUUCCCGUAUAGGAUUGUGUUGAGGCAGAAUUCUCUGGUAUGUUAAUAUUCAGUCUGUCGUUGUCUGAGGCGCUCCUGUAGUUUUCAUUCAUUCUGCCAAUGAAGUACGUGAGCUGUCUUUCCCUGUGAACUCAGUAACUUGACUACAGUCAUCUGCUAGUAAUACACUGUAACAGUCAUUCAAGUGAUGGUGUACGUUGUGUCGCGGCUUGCCAGCAAUCUUGUGAGGCAGUGGACGGGCAAAGCACAUCCAUUUCUCUCAAUACCAUUACGUGGGUCGUCACUUGGCACCGUCUCUCCUACCAGUGCUCCCUUUGCUCAAUUUCAUUCGAGUAGUGCGUCAACGUCUACUUCGUGCACUGGUGCUUCUCCGAGAAUGGAGGGGGCUUCGCAAUUACGUGCUAGUCCUGGCAGCGAAGAGGAGCACAUUCGCCUGCUGGAAAGUUUGCGCGCAGCCGUCAAAGCCACGUGCUGGCAGCUACUGGGCACUGAGUCAGAGCUGACAGCAUCCAAGUGUACCAAGUUCUACUCAAAGCAGAGUGGACAGGAUGACAUGGCUCUGUUCUAUCAUGACGGGAAAUUCUACUCUAUGGAUGCCACGUGUCCACACGAAGGUGGACCACUGGAGCUGGGUGACAUUGAGGAUUUCAACGGAGAGUCCUGCGUCAUGUGCCCCUGGCAUGAGUUUGAUUUCUCGCUGGCAACUGGCCGAUCAUCCAUGGGCUUACAGCAAGACACGUAUGAAGUUGUGGUCGUGGACAGUGAGGUCUACGUGAAAAGUGACACGCCGUAUGCACGUGAGAAGCCGUCUGCCCGUACUGCAGAUAGCAGAGGCCCAUCUUCGUCUGCUGCCGAGGCUACUGCCAGUGUCGAUACCACACCCUCUGCUGACACAAACACCCUGUCUCACCGUGCCGUACAAGUCCUCAACACCGUGGACUUGGCCGAGAAAGUGCGUCUCUCCCGCUCACUGUACAGUGACUGGCAAAGCGGUGGUGUCACACAAGUGGGCCGGUGUCAGCCGCCGGACCAGCCGCCGCGUCGCGAUGACAUCGUAGUCUUGCCCAGCAGUAAACUCCGCUACAAGAAGUCAAAAUCCAAACAAGGAGUUAUCAACCUGCUGCACGCCCUGUGCAACAUUGAACUGUGGGCGGUGGACCUGAGUUGGGAUAUUGUGGCACGCUUCUCAGACUUCACAGUUGGCGACGACAAGACGCCACUGCCUACGGAGUUCUUUGCGGAAUGGGCAAAGGUUGCUGAUGACGAAUCCAAGCAUUUUGACCUGCUGAACUCACGGCUGGUGGCACUCGGAUCUCACUUUGGAGCUAACCCUGUGCACAAUGGUCUUUGGGAUCAUGCACACGACACGGCCGAGGAUCUGCUGGGACGGCUGGCCGUCGUGCACAUGGUACAUGAAGGACGUGGUCUGGAUGUUCAGCCAGUGACACGCGAUUGGCUGGCAGAAAUGGACCCGGACAGCUUGCCCAUGAUGGUCACGAUCAUCGAGGAGGAGAUCACUCACGUCGGUGCCGGUAUCAAGUGGUUCCGCUGGAUCUGUGAGCACUCCACGCCGCCACUGGACGGUGUCAGUACAUUCCAGGCGCUGGUUCGAAAAUACUUCUUCCCUGGCUACUUAAAGCCACCAUUCAACAAGGAAGCACGUGAAUUAGCAGGCUUCACAGAGGAGUGGUACCUGCCGCUUGUGAAGCCAAAGGCUAUCAAGAAGUAAUCGGACACUUGGCACGACAACUUCUUACUAUCGAGCCCAUGAGUGGACUCCGGUCAGGACCGGUACCAAUCCACUACAUUACCUGUGACAUCAGGUGUGUACACCAUGGUUGGAUUGCAUUGCACUGCAGACCAUGCCUGUGUGUGUCUACUGCUUACUAGUAUGCUGCAGUUCCCUACUGGCUGUAAGCAGGUCUGCACACAGUAAUACAUGGCUGUGGUGCUUAUCAGGAGUCUAUGACUUGGUGUAUACAUGUACGCACAGAGACGGCUUCAAGGCAUGUCCACGUGAACCCAGACUGGCCAUGCACAAUGUCCUGCUCAUUUCCUGCACUUACACAAGUUGCAGUGGCAGCAUGGACUGGCUAGCCAUAGCUCGUUCACUGCUUGAGCUGUGCCUGACGCUAGUGGCAAUACCAUCUGUGACUUGGCCGAGACUAGACAGUGCCAAUCUCCAGUCCAAUGCUGGCUGACGAGCAGCAACAGCAGCAUUAGUAGAUACGAUGGCCAAGCUGUGAGGAGGACAUCCCAUUCAUUUGGUGAGCUUGACCUGCCAGUGAUGCUGCUCUGUGCAUGACUAUCAGCUUCGGGUCUAGUUUAUCUCUGAAGUAGUAGAGGACUCCCAUCCUAGCUGCGGUGGUCAUCUCAGAGAAUGAGCCAUGCUUGAGCCACACCAAUAGGUAUUCUAGUAAGGUAGUGCUCAUCUUGUUCUUGCCGUCACUGAGUUAAGCAAGGCCUGCUCACCGAGUGAGGUCUGCAAUUGCUUACACACUGACCGCAUUCCUGGCCAUUGCUCAGCCACCCCCCGUACCAUCUCGCCCAGUACAGUACCCAACCAGCAGCAUGCCCUCGACGAUGCAUGCUUGUGUUCUGGUAGGUGGAGAGUGCUGGGACAUGUUUACUUUAUCGUGUAUUGUUGCCCUGCCAUUGUGAGCAGGUACUCAUGCUGGCAUGCCAUGCUAUGUCAAAUUCAGAUAUAGAACGUGACUUUUCCCACACCCUAGUCCUCAACUCAUCCUUGACCACCGAUUACUAGUAUCUUUAUGCUAUUUUAGUUGCACAGUUUCUAUUAGUGUGGCGGCGUGUAGCUCUCUAUUCCUGGAUAGCUGUGAUGAUGAUUUGCGUUCGCAGACUGCACUGUAAAUCGAGUUGUGAUUUGAUUUGUACGACCGCUGCUCGCGUUGUCCCAGUCUGUGGCAUGCCGGUGUCGGAGUGUGCCAGGCCGACUCUGCAGCACAAGCUAACACACACACACACACACACACACAGCACACAGCACACGGCAAGCUUGUCUACAUGUAAUAGUUUCUGCUGAGCACUACCAGUCGCUUGCAGUAUUCCUGCUGACAAGUAAGCUAUUUUGUCAAUCUACUUGACAAGAUUGAUGCGCCGAAUGUCAAUCCUACUGCUUCAGUACUACCAUAUACAAGUAACACUAUUACUGCGUUUUCUCUAGUUUUUUUUUAUGCUUCUGUGUGCACAUUCCCCUGGAUAUAUCUGGCAGUUUCACACCGGAAUAAUAUUCGUAUGCGUUUCGAGCUUCAUGUGCCAGUGAUGAGGAAACAUUCCAGUUUGUUUGCUUCUCCUGUAA
This is a messenger RNA of Sycon ciliatum, 3515 nucleotides long. RefSeq lists its product as uncharacterized. Gene Ontology annotation, molecular function: 2 iron, 2 sulfur cluster binding. The coding region runs from base 384 to 1925 and encodes 513 amino acids. The record is from RefSeq and is a predicted model, not a curated record. The transcript is spliced from 12 exons. NCBI's taxonomy places the organism in Eukaryota, Metazoa, Porifera, Calcarea, Leucosolenida, Sycettidae.